CCCCCAGUCCGCCAGCUGAUCAAAUCCCAGCGGGUGCAAAAUAAACUGGGGAUCGUCUUUGAGAAAGAGAAGGACAAGACGCAGCGGAAGGACUUCGUCUUCGUCAGCGCCAGGAAACGAGAGGCCUUCUGCCAACUACUGCAGCUGAUGAAGAACCGGCACUCCAGCCAGGACGAGCCGGACAUGAUCUCGGUCUUCAUUGGCACCUGGAACAUGGGCAGCGUCCCGCCGUCCAAGAACAUCUCCUCCUGGUUUGCCUCGAAGGGGCUGGGCAAGACCCUGGACGAGAUGACCGUCUCCAUCCCGCACGACAUCUACGUCUUCGGCACCCAAGAGAACUCCCAGGGGGACAAGGAAUGGGUGGACGCCACGCGCAGCGCCCUCAAGGACUUCACGGAGAUCGAGUACCGGCUGGUGGGUGCGCAG
Messenger RNA from Pseudonaja textilis, 426 nucleotides. The record is from RefSeq and is a predicted model, not a curated record. Lineage: Eukaryota; Metazoa; Chordata; Lepidosauria; Squamata; Elapidae.